Messenger RNA from Aspergillus glaucus CBS 516.65, 1569 nucleotides. It is a transcript of the gene nop12, whose product is annotated as rRNA-processing protein NOP12. The transcript has 2 exons. The coding region runs from base 1 to 1569 and encodes 522 amino acids. The record is from RefSeq and is a predicted model, not a curated record. Gene Ontology annotation, molecular function: RNA binding. NCBI's taxonomy places the organism in Eukaryota, Fungi, Ascomycota, Eurotiomycetes, Eurotiales, Aspergillaceae.
AUGGGCAAAAAGAGCAAGUCGCAGUCGCAGUCAGCGACUGAACCUACUGCUCCGUCCACAUCGCUUCCCUUUUUAGCUGGAAAUGCCUCUGUGGAUAACACAGUCGCUUCGCUGUUCGAGAAGAGUGCCGGUCCAGUUCAAGCUCCAUCCGUUUUGACUGCCAGCGCGAUCAAGAGCAAAAAGGAAGAACCCGAAGAUGAACAGGCCGAAGAACAAUACGAGGAAAGCGACGCAGCUCAGGAGGACAGAUCAGCAGACGAAGACGAGGAGAUGCAGGAGGCACCUUCAGAGGAUGAGGUAGAAACUUCCGAAGCACCCAACCGGAAACGCAAGAGGGGAACUGCAACAGACGAUCUCGAAGAAUCAUAUAUGCGUCGCCUUGCCAAGGAGGAACAAAAAGCAAAUGACAAGCGUCGCGAGGAGCAGGCGAAGCGGCAAAAGCAAGAUAAGGAGGAAUCUGAGGGUGAAUCCGAGGGAGAGAAAGACGAGGAUGAGUCCGCAUCAGACGAAAAGGAAAAUCCCUCUGUCGUCCGUCAUGAGAGCCAGACCGGCGGCGAUGCAGAAUCUCAAGAAAUCGAAAAGUCCAACCGCACCGUUUUCCUGGGCAAUGUGUCAUCCAAGGCUAUCAAAUCGCAUUCUGACAAAAAGACUCUUACCAAACACCUCGAGUCCUUCCUAUCUAAACUUCCCGAGUCUACAGGUCCUCACAAGGUGGAAUCGAUCCGUUUCCGGUCUACAGCUUUUGCUAGCGGAGGCAAGGUCCCUAAGCGUGCCGCAUUCGCCCGACGCGAGUUGCUGGAUGAAACGACACCAAGCACCAACGCCUACGUUGUCUACAGCACAGUCCAGGCUGCGCGCAAAGCUCCAACAACCCUGAACGGAACAGUCGUCCUUGACCGACACCUACGUGUGGACAACGUCGCCCACCCGGCAGCUACCGACCACAAACGCUGUAUUUUCGUGGGUAACCUCGAUUUCGUCGACAAAGAAACCGUUCCCGAAGACGAGGAGAACAAGAAAAAGAAAAACAGAGCACCAGCCGAUGUCGAAGAAGGUCUCUGGCGCACCUUCAACCAACACACUGGCAAAUCUAGCGCCAACAAGAACACCCGCGGUAACGUCGAAUCCGUCCGAGUCAUCCGUGACUCAAUCACACGAGUAGGCAAGGGCUUCGCCUACGUGCAAUUCUACGACGAAAACUGCGUGGAGGAAGCACUCCUACUCGAAGGCAAGAAAUUCCCCCCUCUCUUACCCCGCAAGCUCCGUGUGUCACGCGCCAAGAAGGUCAUGAAGAAGCGUGAGCCUCCCAGCAACGAGAAGCUGGCUGGGUCGCGCAAGACGCUGCAUGGUCGCGCAGGGAAGUUGCUGGGCAAGGCUGGUGAGGCGCAUAUUAGAGCAAAGGAUAAGGGAUCUAUUGCGCAGAAUUCGCUAGUGUUUGAGGGACACCGGGCUACGGAGGGGGCGCGGAUGAAGGUGAAGACGAAGAGUCGGGGGCAGAAGUCGAAGAAGAACAAUCGCAGUAGUCAGAGAGCGGCGGCAUAUAAGGCAGCAGGGGGGAAGAAGAAAUAG